Limulus polyphemus (Atlantic horseshoe crab) is the source of this 575-nucleotide messenger RNA. It is a transcript of the gene Nxt1, whose product is annotated as NTF2-related export protein 1-like. The transcript has 4 exons. Gene Ontology annotation, cellular component: nuclear pore central transport channel. The record is from RefSeq and is a predicted model, not a curated record. Gene Ontology annotation, biological process: protein import into nucleus. Lineage: Eukaryota; Metazoa; Arthropoda; Merostomata; Xiphosura; Limulidae. The coding region runs from base 25 to 459 and encodes 144 amino acids.
CGCUGAUAACAGUUGCUUCCAAGCAUGGCUGCGUCUGUUAUUGUGGACAGGAAAACACAAAUAAGUCAGGCUUGUCAGUCUGGAGAAGAAUUUGCCAGAAUCUACUAUGAGAAAUUUGACAAGCAGCGGCAUCUAAUUUCCAACUUGUAUGAACAGUCUGGAAACGUUGUCUGGAAUGGAAACUAUGUCACUGGAAGAGAAAAUAUUGGAAAGUUUUUUCAAAAUCUCCCAGCUAGUGAAAGUGAUCUUCUUAGCUUAGAUGCUCAGCCAAUUUUAGAUGAAUUUGUUCAAGGGCAGACAACAAUCCUUGUUCAUGCUGCUGGGAAUAUAAAGUUUUCUGGGAAGAACAGGUGCAAGUUUUCCGAGUCCUUCCUGUUGACAGCCAAACAGGGAAAUGAUGGAAGUGUGUGGAGAGUUGUGUCUGACACUUUCAGAUUCCAUGAGCCUCUUCCAACAUGAUGUGGCUUAGGAGUAAAGACCUAAAAAUUCAAAUAUUUUUGUGUUUAAUAUCUAUUGUAUGAAUAUUUUGAAAAUAUAUAGGUGUAUCAGUUCUUUUAUUAAAAAUAAAACUUAAA